Messenger RNA from Sceloporus undulatus (fence lizard), 685 nucleotides. Its product is annotated as mediator of RNA polymerase II transcription subunit 15-like. The transcript has 3 exons. The record is from RefSeq and is a predicted model, not a curated record. The annotation marks the transcript as partial. Lineage: Eukaryota; Metazoa; Chordata; Lepidosauria; Squamata; Phrynosomatidae.
UCCUCUUUCUGCAGUGCUCCACCACCGCCGCCGCCGUCCCCCCGUAAGCGCCGCCGCGGUGAGGAGGAGGACCCCCGCCAGACAAUCCCCAACGUCCUCCAGGGCGAAGUGGCGCGACUCAACCCCAAGUUCCUGGUCAACCUGGACCCUUCCCACUGCAGCAACAACGGCACCGUCCACCUGCUAUGCCUCCUGGAUGACAAGAACCUCCCGAACGUCCCUCCACUGCAGCUGAGCGUCCCGGCCGACUAUCCGGACCAGAGCCCUCUAUGGAUAGACAACCCCCAGCAAUACGACGCCAACCCCUUCCUGCAGUCAGUCUACCGGUCCAUGAUGUCCAAGCUGCUCCAGCUGCCGGACAAGCACUCCGUCACGGCACUCCUCAACACUUGGGCGCAAAGCAUUCGCCAGGCAUGCCUCUCCGCGGCUUAGACGCUGCGCCGCGCCUCAGUCCGUCACGGGAAACGCGCGCCAGAAGCCUGGAAAACUCCCCGACUCCAUUUUGGCACCUUUGGGUCGGCCAUUUUGUUUCUUCGCCCUCAAACGUCUCCUUCCUGGUCACAGUUUGUGCAGUCUCGGCACAAUGGAGGGGUUGCAUUUCGCGGUUUUACGUCUGUAAAUUGACUAAAGGGGGACUUUAUUUUUAUUUUAUGUUUAUUAUAUUUUUGUUUUUUGGAACAGUGGU